Messenger RNA from Triticum urartu, 716 nucleotides. RefSeq names its product putative ripening-related protein 2. The record is from RefSeq and is a predicted model, not a curated record. NCBI's taxonomy places the organism in Eukaryota, Viridiplantae, Streptophyta, Magnoliopsida, Poales, Poaceae.
CCACUGCACACUCUCACUCUCAGAGUCUCACACCCACACCGCUCGGCCAUCAAAACUUCACAAAGAUGCCGAGGUCCACCAGCCGCCUCCUUCUGCUCGCGCUAGCGGCGAGCCACCUGCUGCUCGCCGCCGCCGGCGCCGGCUGCGGGCCGAGCGGCACGCUCCGGCCGAGCCGGGGCCACUCGUGCGAGGACUGCUGCAAGGCCGGGCAGGCGUACCCGACGUACACGUGCUCGCCGCCGGUCUCCUCGUCCACCCGGGCGGUCAUGACGCUGAACGACUUCGACGCGGGCGGCGACGGCGGGGACCCGUCGGAGUGCGACGGCGCGUUCCACCACAACUCGGAGCGCGUGGUGGCGCUGUCCACGGGGUGGUACAGCGGGGGCUCCCGCUGCGGCAAGAGCAUACGGAUCCGGGCCAACGGCAGGUCCGUGCUGGCCAAGGUCGUCGACGAGUGCGACACCGUGAACGGGUGCGACCGCGAGCACGCCUUCCAGCCGCCGUGCCGCAACAACGUCGUGGACGCCUCCCAGGCGGUCUGGGACGCGCUGGGCAUCACCGGGGAGGAGGUCGGCGAGUACAACGUCACUUGGGCGGAUGCAUGACCUAUAUAUGGUGCAUGGACGAAUAAAGUGCACGUCCGAACCCAAAAUGAAUAAAAGGAGUUUGUAAGGGCCGCCUAUUUAACAGGGCAUCUGAAUUUUCUUUUGGCUUAA